This is a messenger RNA of Komagataella phaffii GS115, 2295 nucleotides long. Its product is annotated as GTPase-activating protein. Lineage: Eukaryota; Fungi; Ascomycota; Pichiomycetes; Pichiales; Pichiaceae. The transcript has a single exon. The record is from RefSeq and is a predicted model, not a curated record. Bases 1 to 2295 code for a protein of 764 amino acids.
AUGAGUACUUCUGACGGCAAAGAAUUUGAAGAGGAGGUUUCGCAUGACAACUCAGACGCUGGAACAUCUGUUGCCUCUGAUUCUCGACGUGAGACACAGGAUAAGGAGCCCCAAGAGGCUCCAGAGCCGAAAGAAUUAGAAAUUAACGAGGCUGGAAAGGAAAAUGAAGUGCCAGUUUUAGUGAAGGAGAGUACAGAGGAAUUGGAGGAGAGCAAGGAACCGGAACAAGCUAAAGAGAACGUUCAGGAGGACAUUUCACUGGAUAUUCCUGUGAACGAAUCCGAAACUGGAGAGGAGGCUCAAGAAAAUGUAAAAGACGAGAAUGUUUCAACGAUCGUCAAUGAUCGAUCUGUUGAGAGCACAAGUGGUAAUACUGGCCCAAUUGAGGCUACCGUACCAAGCACUGCUUCUGAAACAGACCUCCCUGUUGAGAAGGAUGUUCCAGAUCAGAAUUUCGACAGCUCGGUAGAUACCCCCCAGGAACCAAUAACUGAGUCUCCUCUUACAGAAAGCAACACAAUUCAGCCCCGAGAGAUUGAUCCUGAUGCUGAUAAUUCAAAGGUCACGGCUGAAGGCCGGUCACCACCAGAUCUACCUCCACGAUCACCUAAGAUUCCACCUUCUCUUCCACCCCGAUCACCUGUGAUACCUCCAUCUCUUCCCCCGCGCAACCUUUCAUCAGAAGCGAUACCCAUAAUAAGUCCAGCAUUUUUGACAGAGGAGGUAGCUGGCGAGAGGUUAAAUGGAUUGCAGAACCACAGCAGUUACAACUUAUUAAUAUCCAGAGCACACAAGAACACCUCUUCGGUCAACGAAGGAUCAGACGAACACAGACAACAAGUUGUUUCGGGUGCCAACACGCUUAGAACUACUUUCAACGAGAUCAAAGUUGGGAUUGAGUACUCCAAUAAUGAAUUGAUGGAGAACAUUGAUUGGGAAUUCUGGUCAGAUGUCGUGAAUGAUUACUCAUCAGUGGUGGAGAAAGAUCCAGAACUGCUCAUUUCUCGUGUGUCUAUGGGUAUGCCUAAAGAAAUUCGUGGAAUGAUAUGGCAAUUGAUAACCAACUCCAAAUCAUAUGUUCUGGAAGAACUUUAUGCCACUCUUAAAAGUGAAGAAAGUUUGUUUGGAAAAGCUAUUAAGCGAGACUUGUGUCGCACAAGUUUUGUGACAAACAGUGACAUGAGACACAAGUCUAAUGAGCUUUAUCAGAUCAUUAAAGCCUACUCUAUAUUUGAUCCUGAACUUGGAUACACUCAAGGUUUAGCCUUUAUCGUUGUCCCACUUCUGAUGAACAUGAAUGAAAGCGAAACAUUUUGUUUGUUGGUCACACUGAUGAAGAAUUAUGGAUUUCGUGACUUAUAUCUGCCCGAAAUGCCCGGUCUCCACUUGAAAUUAUUCCAAUUUGAUAGACUACUAGAGGAUUUGACACCAGAAAUAGCCAGUCAUUUGAGGAAACAAGGAGUUCAAUCAUCCAUGUAUGCCACACAGUGGUUUUUAACUCUCUUUGGAUACAAGUUUCCACUUGAGAUCGUCAUUAGAAUCUAUGACGUUGUAAUUGCAGAAGGACUAGAAACAAUCUUAAGAUUUGCUGUCAAUUUCAUGAUACAGAACAAAAGUCACAUAUUGACUUUGAAGUUUGAUGAGCUCUUGACAUUCCUCAAGGAUGGGUUGUUUGACGUGUACAAUGCUGAAAACAAGGCUUCGGCAGUAACUUCGAAUAAUUAUCGGCUGGACGAUUUAGUAUCCGAUUCCUUAAACCUGAACAUAAUUCCCUUGAGUCUCAACCAAUACGAGAAAGAAUUCCAUCAAAUAAAUCAGUUGGAUCAAGAACGAGACCAAGAGAUUAGCAAACUCCGAGCUAUUAAUGGAAAUCUGAAUAGAGACAUCAAGAAGAUUGAAGGGGAGUAUCUUCUUUUGAAUAAAGAACACAUUGAAAUUGCCAACGAAAUGGUAGAAGGAAAGGUGCGGAUCGCCAAUCUUGAAGACGAGAAUAAACAAUUGAAACAUGACUCAGAAGAGUUAAACAAGAGGUUAGCAAGUCUUUCCUCCCAAGAUAAAGUUGAGAAGGAUUUUGAUUUCAACCAGCAAGAUCUAGAACUGAAUCCCGAACUGGCUACUGAAAUCCAAAGAACUAUGGAACGGAAUGCCCAAGUAAUGGAGGAGAACCGGUUACUAGAGGAGCAGUUGGCCUCGUUAGAGGUAGAGUACAACGACAUAAAGCAAGAGUAUGAGCAAAUGAAGUUGCGUAAAGGGAAGUGGGGAUCCUCUUUCAAGAAGGUGUUUGGUUCUAAAUAG